Messenger RNA from Carassius auratus (goldfish), 2232 nucleotides. Its product is annotated as thrombospondin type-1 domain-containing protein 7B. The annotation marks the transcript as partial. The transcript is spliced from 12 exons. NCBI's taxonomy places the organism in Eukaryota, Metazoa, Chordata, Actinopteri, Cypriniformes, Cyprinidae. The record is from RefSeq and is a predicted model, not a curated record. Gene Ontology annotation, cellular component: plasma membrane. Gene Ontology annotation, biological process: actin cytoskeleton organization.
AGUCUUUGUACUCUUGACAACGGCCCUGGAACAUUCCAGUCAUGCAUUAUGCCCAGAGACUGCGAGACCUCUGAUUGGUCCCUUUGGAGUCCGUGUUCAAAGACAUGUAGGGCAUCGGAUAUGUCGCCUGGUUUUCGAGUCAGGACUCGAAGCAUAACGCAGACUCCUAUUGGACUGGGCAAAGAAUGCACCGCUCUUGAAGAAAAGGAAGCUUGCAACAUCAUCGGGGACUUACUACCAAACUGUCCUAGGUAUGUGUGGAAGACCACAGAUUGGGGGAACUGUCAAGUGGCCCCUCUUCUCAGCCAGCUGGACAGACGGCUUAACAAUGUAAGCGUUCUCUGCGGUGGAGGGAUUCAGACCAGGCAGCUGUACUGCGUCCAGGUCCCAGACAACUCCACCCCUCAUCACAGAAAAGAGGUGUCUAGGCCAGUAAGUGGGCGUCUGUGUACAGGAGAUUUGCCUUCUGCGGUGCAGCCAUGCUCCAUACCGUGCCCACUGCUGUGCCUGCUCUCAUCCUGGUCCUCCUGGGGGGCCUGUCUCCACGACAACUGCAUGGAAACACAUGGACGAAAAGGCUACAGGCAGAGAAGAAGAGAGGUGCUGGAAGAAGGAUCAGGAACAGAGAGCUGUGCCCAUCUCCUGGAGUCAAUGCCCUGUGAGGAUCCAGUGUGCUUCCUGUGGCAGGUGCAGUCUGAGGGCGCGUGUGUGCCCACCGAAGGGAACUGUGGAAAUGGAACCAGGACUCAAACUGUGGCUUGCGUCAACUCACAAGGGCAGCUUGUUCCUGAGGAGCUGUGUGAAGAUGAGCCGCCCCCUAAAGAGGUGUCCUGUGUGAUGGCGUGUUCGGGUGACUGUGUGCUCAGCUCAUGGUCUGAUUGGUCCUCCUGCUCCCACAGCUGCUCCAGUAAAAGCUCAGAGGGCAGACAAAGCCGCACACGGACCGUAUUAGGCUUACCGGGAGAAGCUAAGACAUGUCCAGCUGCUGCUGCUCUGGAGGAGUGGAGAACUUGUAAUGAUCAUCCAUGCAUCUCCUUCUACUGGGAAGCGUCGCCAUGGGGACCAUGCAUUGAGGACUCCUCCAUGAAUCUAAAUGGCACUGGCUACUGGAACGGAACGGCCACCUGUGCAGUCGGGGUGCAGAUUCGUAAAGUGGUCUGCAUGAAAAAGGGCGUCGGGCCAGUUAUUCCCAAAAGGUGUCCAGAAUCUUCUCGACCAGACACCCUUCAACCCUGUUUACUGCCCUGUAAGAAAGAUUGCAUUGUGACCCCUUUCAGUGAAUGGACAGCCUGCCCUACCACAUGCCUGCCAGUGAACAGCAGCGUGCCCUCGCAGUCACGAUACAGGAUCAUCAUCCAGCGGGCGGCCAAUGGGGGUCAAGAGUGUCCAGAUACUUUAUAUGAGGAGAGAGAAUGUGAGGCUCUUCUGGUUUGUCCUAUUUACAGAUGGAAGACACACAGAUGGCAUCCAUGUACUCUGGUCCCAGAUUCUGUGCAGCAGGGAAUGACGGGAGCCAGUGAAUCGUGUGGUAAAGGAUUAGAGAUGAGAGGAGUGAGCUGUGUGGAUGAGUAUGAUGAGAUGGCAGCCGUGUCAGAGUGUCUCCGGUGGGCCGGUCCAAUGCCGUCACGCUUCAGGAGCUGCUGGGUGCCGUGCAGGGAUGACUGCACCUUUAGCUCCUGGUCGAAAUUCUCUGAAUGUUCUGGCUGUGGGAGCCGACGUGUCCGCAAACGCACACUAACAGGUCGGAGCCGCAAACAAGAGCGCUGUCAGCGCGAAGACUUGUACCCUCUUGUGGAGUCCGAGCCCUGUCCGUGUGAGGAGUUUGUUUCUCAGCCAUAUGGUAACUGGUCCUCUUGUAUCCUAUUGGAGACCCCGGGGCAAGGAUCCCUCCAGGGAUGGAGGGGUCGGCGACAGGUGCGUGACUGCGGUCAUGGAUUACGUUAUCGUGCCGUGGCCUGUCUGGACCACGAUGCCCACCUGGUUAGCCCAGACCUCUGCAGUGAAUCAGGUCUGGUGGAAGAGGUCUGCCACAUGCCCUGCCCUCUGGACUGCAAGCUGAGCGAGUGGUCAGCGUGGUCAGCCUGCAGCGCCUCCUGUGGCAGCGGGCUAAAAGUCAGGUCCAAAUGGCUACGGGAGAAGCCGUUCAACGGCGGGCGGCCAUGCCCCAAACUAGACCUGAAGAAUCAGGUGAGAUGUGCGGUCCCAAUAGGGAAAUAGUAUCUCUGUGGGCUU